AUGGACAACUGUCGACUGGGCCAUGCUUUGAAAAGCAUAGAAGGAGGCGAACAUGAACCAGUGGUGUCAAGAACUCGUCUUGGAUGGAUGAUUUACGGUCCGUGUGCUAUGGAAUCUGGAGCGAUCAACUCUAACUACAGUGGUCAUCAUAGUUUUCAUAUAUGCCCGUGCAUGAAAGAAGAAGGAAUGGACGUAGCCCUAAAGGAGUACUUUUCAAUAGAAUCCUUGGGAAUCAGCGGCACGUAUAACACAAUGCCAUCAAAGGACGAAGAGAGGGCAUUGAAGAUUCUGGCAACUGAAACACGUCUAAUUGGAAACCGCUUCGAGACCGGCCUACUGUGGCGUUUUGAUCAGGUCCAGCUGCCUAACAACAAACGAAUGGCUUUGAAGCGUUUUGCCUGCCUCCAGAAGCGGAUGAUGCGGGAACCGGAACUAGCGGCAGCGAUGCGUGUGAAGAUGAUCGAGUAUGAAGAAAAGGGGUAUAUCCGGAGGCUUUCAGAAACGGAGAAGGCGGAGAAGCGUCCCAAUGACUGGUUUCUGCCUCCGAACAAACCCGGUAAACUACGGAUAGUCUUCGAUGCAGCGGCAGAAGUCAACGGUGUCUCGCUUAAUUCAUUCCUCCUGACCGGGCCUGAUCAACUGGUAUCGCUUUUAACAGUGCUCUACAAAUUCCGUGAAUUUCGCAUCGCGGUUGUAGGUGACAUCAGAGAAAUGUUCUUCCAAGUUCGAAUGAAAGCGCAGGAUCAGCGGAGCCAAAUGAUUCUAUGGAACGAUGGAAAUCUGGAAAACGAGCCUGAAGUAUAUGUAGUGACAGUAAUGACCUUUGGCGCUGCAUGCUCCCCAAGUUGUGCACACUACGUGAAGAAUCUAAACGCUGAUAGGUUCAAAGAUAAGUAUCCGAGAGCGGUUGAGUCCAUCAAGUACGAACACUAUGUCGACGACAUGUUGGCAAGUGUAGAGACCGAGGAAGAAGCAGUGAAGCUAGCCAACGAAGUGCGCACCAUUCACUCUGAAGGAGGCUUCGAGAUUCGGAAUUGGUUAUCGAACUCCAGGUUGGUCCUCGCAAAUCUGCAUGAUAACAGCACCGCAGAGAAAAAUUUAGGGUUUCAUGCUGAAAUGCCAACGGAAAAGGUGCUGGGGAUGUGGUGGAACACGACCACAGAUACGUUCACCUUUAAGUUAUCACCGAAGCACGAUGUCGAACUACUGUCAGGUGUUAGAAUGCCCACGAAACGUGAAGUGCUGAGGACGUUGAUGGCAAUAUAUGAUCCAGUAGGACUCAUCGCUAAUUUCCUGAUCUACUUGAAGAUCCUGCUACAAGAAAUCUGGCGUGCCGGAUGCGGCUGGGAUGACGAGAUCAGCGGAAAGCUAGCUGAAAGAUGGUUGACAUGGGUUGAAGUGCUACCUCGCGUCCGUCAAGUAAACAUUCCUCGCUGCUACAGAAUCGAAACGUCCGCCAAUCCGACAAGUAAUUUGGAAUUGCAUAUUUUCUGCGACGCCAGUGAGAACGGGAUUGCUGCUGUUGCCUAUUUCAGGUUCGAAGAAAAAGGAAAGGUUGAAUGCUCGCUGGUUGGAUCGAAGACACGUGUUUCCCCUCUGAAGUUCCUUUCCAUACCUCGCCUUGAACUUCAGGCUGCUGUGAUUGGUUCUCGACUCGCCGAUUCCAUCGUCAAGUCACAUCGAUUGAGGAUCAUGCGUCGCGUUUUCUGGACCGACUCCCGUGAUGUUGUCUGCUGGUUGCGAUCGGACCACCGACGAUAUAGCCAAUUCGUGGCAUUCAGGGUGAGUGAACUACUUGAUACAUCGAAGGUGAGCGAGUGGAAGUGGCUGUCAACAAAGAAAAAUGUAGCAGACGAAGGCACGAAGUGGCAAAGGUUGCCGGACUUCCAACCAAGCAGUCGUUGGUUCCGCGGACCCGAUUUUCUGUGGGAGCCCGAAGAGCAGUGGCCCGUAGAUAGUGGAAAUCAAGGCGUAACCAUGGAGGAAAUUCGACCCAGCAUUCUCCACCACACAGCUAUCGCUCCACUACUAGUAAACUUUGACCGCUUCUCUAAAUGGAAUCGGUUACUAAGAACGAUUGGAUAUGUUCACCGGUUUAUCGACAAUCUUUGUAAUCGCAAGAAGAAAGUAUCAAUGCAGCUGGGACCCUUAACACAGGAAGAGCUGAGUCUUGCUGAGAACACAAUUUAUCGUUUGGUUCAGCACCAGGCUUAUCCAGAUGAAGUCCAGUUGCUCCGCAACAGUAAACCCGAGUCUCACCCAUGGGAGCGCAUUCUGCCGAAAACCAGUCCGUUGUACAAGCUGAGCCCAACCAUUGAUAAGCAGGGUGUCCUCAGAAUGCAAGGGCGAAUCAAUGCGUGCGAAUGGGUAGAUGAAGGAACCAAAAAUCCUAUCAUACUUCCAAGGCAGAAUCACGUAACCAACUUAUUGAUAGCUAGCUAUCAUGCAACGUAUCGUCAUCAAAAUAAUCAAACAGCAUUGAACCAGAUCCGGAUGAAGUAUAACAUUCCCCGCCUUCGAUCAGAGUUCGACCGUGUUCGCAAGAAUUGUCAGCGGUGCAAAAUACGACAGACACACCCGCAGCCCCCAGAAAUGGGAAAUCUACCUCGAGCCCGACUGGCAGCAUUUCAGCGACCAUUCUCAUAUACGGGAAUUGAUUAUUUUGGGCCAAUGUCCGUACUUGUAGGAAGACGAACGGAAAAAAGGUGGGGUGUCUUGCUGACCUGUAUGACAACCAGGGGUGUACACAUCGAAGUCGCUCACUCAUUGACGACAGAUUCGUGCAUCCUAGCGCUACGAAGCUUCAUUGCCAGAAGGGGGAUGCCGCUGGAAAUAUUAAGUGACCGCGGGACAAACUUCAUCGGAGCUUCCCGAGAGUUACGCGAAGCCCUGAAAAAGGUCAACGAAGAAAAGCUCAUGGUCGAGUUCGUGAGUCCUAAUACGAAGUGGACAUUCAAUCCACCAGCUUCUCCGCACUUUGGAGGUUGCUGGGAACGCUUGAUUCAGUCCGUCAAGAAAACCAUGAACGACUUCGAUCCUCCCCGCUUGCCAUCUGAUGAAAUCCUACGAACCAUGCUUAUAGAGAUUGAGAUGAUCCUGAACUCAAGACCGCUCACUGACAUACCCCUUGAAAACGACAUGGAACCGCCUUUAACACCGAACCAUUUUCUGUUGGGUUCUGCUAAUGGAAGCAAGCCCCCGAUCGCCUUCGACGACAGAGCAAUUGUGCUGAAAAGAUCGUGGAAGAUGGCCCAGCUGUACGCCGACAACUUCUGGAAAAAGUGGGUAGCCGAGUACCUGCCUACCAUAACCCGCAGGACAAAAUGGUUUCAGCCUGCAAAGCCAAUCCAGAAGGGGGAUCUAGUACUAGUCGUCGACUGUAACCUCCCGAGAAACUGCUGGCCACGAGGACGUGUGGUUGAAGCAGUUCACGCUAAGGACGGUCAGGUACGUCGAGUGACUGUACAGACAACAAGUGGACUUCUCGAGAGGCCGGCAACAAAAAUAGCAGUGUUAGACGUCGGUGCUAUUGAGUGA
Messenger RNA from Armigeres subalbatus, 3537 nucleotides. RefSeq lists its product as uncharacterized. Gene Ontology annotation, molecular function: nucleic acid binding. Lineage: Eukaryota; Metazoa; Arthropoda; Insecta; Diptera; Culicidae. Bases 1 to 3537 code for a protein of 1178 amino acids. The record is from RefSeq and is a predicted model, not a curated record. The transcript has a single exon. Gene Ontology annotation, biological process: DNA integration.